AAUCAAACGUGAGCAAUGAAGGAAUAGAAGAGAAGUAGAAGGUGAGUGUGCAUUUUGUUUUGAGAACAUGGCGGCAGAAACGGGAAGCAACCCUGAACAGAUAGAAGGCUUCUUCAACAAGCUCGACGCUCGGAAAACCCUACUGACCACCAUCACCGACCUCCACAAGACCUUGACCGCCCACUUCACCAACAUAGACAGAGCCCUCUCCAAGAAAUCGGAAACCCUCGACGCCCAAAUCAAAGCGUUCAAGGAGAAGACCGAUGAUGCCCUCCUGAAGCUCCAGAAUCGCGAGGAUGCCCUCCCGGACAGAGAAUCGAGCAUGACUGCUGGCAUCGCGGAGAAGAAGGAUGCUGCCAUUUCGGAGAUUAAUGAGAAUGGUGAGAGUUUGGGGGAUGAUUUAAGCUUGUCUGAAAUGUUGCGGAUUUACUGCACGAGAAUGGAUGCCAGCGGCCUCGUCAGAUUCCUUCACACCAAGCGUAAGGAGUCUGCUGUUUUGAGGACGGAGAUUGCCCCUGCCCUCCACAGCUCUGUGGACCCCAUGAGGUUGAUCUUGGAUGCAGCAGAGGAGUUUGUGGCAAUGAAGGUUGAGGGGAAGAUAAGAAUGGCAGAAAGAAGGUGGGCAUGUGAUACAUUAUUUCAGUCAGUGGUUCCAGUUGUGGAAGGGGAUUAUGGUGCUGGGAGGAGUUUAAAGGAGAGAGCAGCCAGAGUGUUGGAGAAAUGGAAGGGAGUCUUGGGUGGUGGGGACAGGAACAGUGGAGUUGGCGCUGCUGAAGCAACAAUGUUUUUGCAGUUAGUUAUAGCAUUUGCACUAAGAGAAAGGUUUGAGGAGGGGUUUCUAAGGAAGCUGGUGAUGGAGUUUGCUAGCAGGAAAGAUAUGCCUAAACUUGCGGUUGCCUUGGGAUUUGGGAACAAAAUAGCAGAUAUUAUUGAAGAGCUGGUGAAGAGCGGCAAAGAGAUUGAGGCUGUGUAUUUUGCUUCCGAGUCUGGAUUAGCAGAGCAAUUCCCUCCACUCUCACUUCUUAAGGCAUAUCUUAGGAACUGUCGCAGAAAUGCUAAUAACAUUUCAAGGAAGGCAAAAUUUAAUUCAGCUGCCGUGGAAAGAGCCAACAGCUCAGAGCUGGAAGCCACAAAGGCUAUAAUAAAAUGUGUGGAAGACCACAAGCUUGAAGCAGAAUUUUCUUUGGAAGGACUUAGAACACGGGUGACAGAGUUGGAGCAGGCCAAAGCAGAAAAGAAAAAGGGUACAGCUCCUUUGAGCAGCAAGCCUUCAAAAAAGCGGGCUCGUGGAAGUGGUACUGGCAGGAGCAGUGACCCAUCCACCUCCCGGCCUGUUAAAUCUGGAAGAUUGUCGAAUGCUUCUUCUUCUUCUUUCCGCUCAAGGAAUCCUCCUCAAUCACAUCAAGUGCCAGCAGCUAGAUAUUCAGGAGUACCACAUACCUACACCAGCCAGAUUGUAUAUGAGGCACCUAGCACGGUCUCAUAUGCUCCAGCUUAUAGCGGAACUCACACCCAAAGUCCUGUUGCAGUCGCUCCCCAAUAUGGAUAUGCACUUCAAGAAGCUGGAGCUUAUAGCGGAACCCACACCCAGAGUCCGGUUGCACUUCCUCCGCAAUAUGGAUAUGCACAUCAAGAAGCUGGAGUUAGUGGAGCACGGAGUUAUGUUGGGUCAUAUGGAGGGCAGAGUGGUUAUAGCGCGUAUGAUUAUACUCAUGCUGCUCCUGCAUCUGCAUACCCACCUUCAUACCCCCCACAGUAGUACUGCUGACUAGUCAAAAUAUGGCCGGUUGACAGUUGUAGCUGUACCUUUAGCUGUAAACAUGGAUCUAACAAACAUCAUGUGCCUUUUUUUGGUCUAGUGUGUUCUCUCGUAGCAUUACGAUUUGUAGAUUUUAUCAGAAAGGUGUGAAUUACUAA
Molecule: messenger RNA, 1917 nt
Organism: Lycium ferocissimum
Lineage: Eukaryota; Viridiplantae; Streptophyta; Magnoliopsida; Solanales; Solanaceae
Product: FRIGIDA-like protein 4a
Exons: 4
Coding region: 68-1759 (563 amino acids)
Source: RefSeq, a predicted model, not a curated record